This is a messenger RNA of Pantherophis guttatus, 9418 nucleotides long. RefSeq names its product leucyl and cystinyl aminopeptidase (gene LNPEP). Gene Ontology annotation, biological process: peptide catabolic process; proteolysis; regulation of blood pressure. Gene Ontology annotation, molecular function: zinc ion binding; metalloaminopeptidase activity; peptide binding. NCBI's taxonomy places the organism in Eukaryota, Metazoa, Chordata, Lepidosauria, Squamata, Colubridae. The record is from RefSeq and is a predicted model, not a curated record. Gene Ontology annotation, cellular component: plasma membrane; cytoplasm.
GCGUAGGCCUCCUCAAGCGGGUCCCGAAGCGUUGAGAGGAGGCGGCCUCGGAAGGCCGCUAAACAGCCCAUCCCUAAACAGGGGAGGGGUCGGAGAAGCUGGGAAGCAGAAAAUGGUCGAGGGCUGUCCCUGCCCUUGACAUCGAGCCGCCAGAGCCGUUUGGCUGGGAGGGGAAGCGAGCCGAGUGGGCAGCGGACCAGCGCUCCCUCCCGAGACCGUCCUCCUGCUCCCGUCAUAGGGCUUGUUAUUCUGUAGGCAGCGGCGACGGAGGCUGCACGAAGUCUCCCUAUAGGACCGCAAAGGGCCGGCAGCCGCGUCCGCCUCGGUAACAUGCAACUGCGAGAAGAGGAGGAGGAGGAGGAGGAGCAGGCCAAGGUGUGAGGAGGAGCCGCGGCGGCUUCUGCUUUUGGUUUGUUUUGGUUUCGGGCGUGUUUUUUUUUUUUUGUCUUUUCCGCCCUUUUCGUGUUUUGGCUGGCCUCACAGGAGGAGGAAAAUGGAGUCCUUCCCCAGUAGCGAUCGAGUUCAGUUACCUAGAAAUAUGAUUGAAAACAGCAUGUUUGAGGAAGAGCCUGAUGUGGUUGACUUGGCUAAAGAGCCUAGCUUGCAUCCUUUGGAGCCCGAUGAGGUAGAAUAUGAACCAAGAAGUUCUCGUCUUCUUGUACGUGGUCUUGGAGAUCAUGAAAUGGAUGAGGAUGAAGAGGAUUAUGAAUCAUCAUCAGCCAAACUUCUGGGAAUGUCUUUCAUGAAUAGAAGUAGUGGUCUGCGAAGUAAUAUGGCUGGUUAUAGGCAACGUUCAGAUGGAUCGUGUUCUGCUCCAUCCGUAAGGACCACAAUAAUCUGUGCAGUUGUUCUUGUGAUUGCUGUCUCCGUAAUAAUGGCGAUCUAUCUUCUCCCCAAGUGCACUUUUACCAAAGAAGGCUGUCACAGCAAAAACCACACAAUGGAAGAUACAUAUCAUUUGGCAACUAAUGGAAAACCGUUUCCAUGGGCUCAUUUUAGGCUUCCAGAAUUUGUUGUUCCAACACAUUAUGAUAUUGUUCUGCAGCCAAAUCUAACCACAAUGAGAUUUACAGGUUCUGUUCAAAUAACUGUGGAAGUUAUCCAGGUUACUAUGCAUGUUAUACUUCAUAGUUCAAAGCUCAAUAUUACCAAGGUAACAUUUGUUUCACUCGGUUCAAGCCAGCCAAAACCAGCUGAUUUCCUGGAAUACCCAAUGAAUGACCAGAUUGCAAUUAUAGCUCCAGAAGCUCUUCUUGUAGGACAUAAAUAUAAGAUCAGCAUAGAGUAUUCCUCUAAUUUAUCAGACACUUACUCUGGCUUUUACAAAAUUGCCUUUAAGAAUAACAACUCAACAAGUUGGCUUGCAGCAACUCAGUUUGAGCCCUUAUCAGCAAGAGCAGCAUUCCCUUGUUUUGAUGAACCAGCAUUCAAAGCCAGUUUUCAAGUCAAAAUCAACAGAGAAGAUCAACACAUUGCUCUGUCAAAUAUGCCAAAGAAAUCAACCAAUCACUUGGCAAAUGGAUUAUUUCAAGAUGAAUUCUUCGUUAGCUUGAAAAUGAGCACUUACCUAGUAGCUGUCAUUGUUGGAAACUUCAAAUGUACCAAUAAGAAAACAAAUGGGAUUGUGGUAUCUGUUUAUGCUGUACCACAAAAGCUUGGGCAGACUGAAUAUGCCUUGAACACCGCAGUGAAGCUUCUUGAAUUUUACCAGAAUUAUUUUAACAUAACAUACCCAUUUAACAAAAUAGAUCUAGUAGCUCUUCCAGAUUUUCAGGCUGCAGGUAUGGAAAAUUGGGGUUUGAUCACUUUUCGAGAGACAGCACUCCUUUAUGAUAACAAUACCUCUUCAGCAAUUGAUAAAAAGAGAGUGACAGCAGUUAUUGCUCAUGAGCUAGCCCACCAGUGGUUUGGUAAUCUGGUAACAAUGGAGUGGUGGAAUGACCUGUGGCUGAAUGAAGGAUUUGCUACUUUUAUGGAAAAUCUUGCCAUGAAGAUAGUCUUUCCAGAUUUGUAUACUGAUGACAUUUUUUUAAAUCUGCAAUUUAAGACCAUGGAGAAAGAUUCCAUGAAUUCAUCUCACCCAGUUUCCCUUCCUGUCAACUCAUCAGAAGAGAUUGAACAAAUGUUUGAUGUAGUCUCCUACAUCAAGGGAUCUUCUCUCUUGUUUAUGUUAAAAAACUAUCUUCAUAAAGAUGUUUUCCAAACUGGCAUUCAGAUCUAUUUGCAUGACUACAGCUAUAAUUCCACGUGCAGUGAUAACUUAUGGGACAGUAUGAAUAAGGUGACACAUGGAACCCCUGAUAUAAAAACAAUUAUGAACACUUGGACAAUUCAGAAAGGAUUUCCAUUGGUGACCGUCAAAAGGGAAGGGAAAAAAAUCCUUUUGAAGCAGGAAAGAUUUGUGCAUAAUACAGAACUGGGAGAUCAAAUCUUAUCUUCAAGUUAUCUGUGGCAGAUCCCUCUUUCUUAUAUCACAAACAAUGACAACUCAUCCCUCCCCUUGCAGACAUACUUACUGGAUAAAAAGACAGGUGUAAUUGAGUACCCUCAUGAAAUAGAGUGGGUGAAGUUCAAUGUGAACGGAAAUGGUUACUAUAUUGUGCAUUAUGAUGAUAGUGCCUGGAUUGCUCUAAUUAAACUACUGAAGACAAAUCCCAGUAUUUUUGAUCCCAAAGACAGAGCCAAUUUGAUUCAUAAUAUAUUUAUUCUGGCCGGGGUAGGAAAAGUCUCUUUGACCAUGGCUUUCAAUCUAGUAGACUAUAUAGUGAAAGAAAGCAGCACAGCUCCAAUCAUGCAAGCUUUAUACCAAAUCAGACGUGUCUUCAAUUUAGUUGAGAAACGGGGAAUGCUGGAUCUCUCAGCCAGAGUGUUGUAUAGGAUUGAAAAAUUAUUUGGAGAGAAGAUUGACCAAGAAACAUGGAACAAUAAUAAGACCCUCUCAGAACUAGAGCUACAGUCAAUUCUACUAAAUUUUGCCUGUUCCUAUGAUUUAAGAAAGUGUAGUUCAGUUGCUUCUGAUCAAUUUAAGACGUGGAAGGACUCCAAUGGGACAAUAAGCUUGCAGACAAAUAUUAUGAAGAUCAUAUUCACAGCUGGAGCAAAAACUGAAGAUGGCUGGCAAUUUCUUUUAAAAAUGUAUUCUUUUGUGGAUUCUGAACCAGAAAAACUCAAAAUUCUUGAAUCACUGGCCAGCACAAGUGAUGUUAAAAAACUCAUCUGGUUAAUGCAAACAAGCCUGCAAGGAAUUGUCAUCAGAUCCCAGGAUCUUCCAACUGUCAUAAAAACUAUCAGUCAGAAUUUGCCUGGACAUUUAUUGGCAUGGGAUUUUGUCAAAGAAAAUUGGGAUCAUCUUAUCAAAAAGUUUCACUGUGGAUCAUACACUAUUCAAAGCAUUGUAACUUCAACAACGAAUCAGUUCUCUACACUAGAACAUCUGCUAGAGGUUAAGUCAUUUUUUGAAUCAAAGUCAGAGGAAACUGCUCAGUUGCGGUAUGUCCGAGAAGCUAUUGAGACAAUUCAACUGAAUAUUCAGUGGAUGGAGAAAAACUUGGCACUCCUUGAAAAAUUGCUAUAGUAAUCACAAUUCUCUUAUAGCUUGUAUUAAUCACUAGGAAUGCUGCAACUCUUGGUCUUUUGCUUUUGCAAAAAAAAAAAAAAAAAAAGUUAAACAUGAGCAAUGCAAUCUUUGUUUUUUGCACUGUGAGAGAGGGUUGUAGUUAGCUCAGGGUUAAUCUCUUCUGAAUUGGCUCUCUUUGGAGUAUUUGUGGACGAUAUAAUUGCUAAUAAGGGAAGAGCUCAUUUUGAUCAGAUAUUUACAUCAAACAAGGAUACUAUAAUAAGUUUUAAAAUUUAAGUACAGUUCCCUUUCAUUGUAGGAAAAUGGAAUUCCAUUUCUACUUAUAGAGUACAGUUUUACUUAAUGAAAAAACAAGAGAGCAAGACAAACACUCCUGAGACCUGCUUUUUCUUUGCAAAAUUCAGUUUGGUCUUUCUCACUGUGCAUAGUUUCCUGAAUUGUAAAUAAUGUCUCUGUUGUAAAGCAUUUUUUAUCACCAUUAUAAGCAGUGGCUAAAAAACAAUAAGGUGAAUAGGGGAAGUAAAAAGUAAGAUUUGGGGAGUUCUGGGUGUUGAUUUAUCUAGGUAUUUUCUAGAAAUUAUGCAAAUAUGAGAAUUUUUUAAUUUGUCUACAACAUGGCUAGAUAUUACUAGUACUGUGUACUGAAUAAGUUAAAUUACCUUUUGUAAACAUAAGUAAAAUGUUAAGAGAGCUAUGCUGAAUCUGACCAUAGAGGUUUUCAAAAAGGUUAUAAAUUAUAGGUUGGAGAAUGUUUUAUACAGUUUUCAGAAUCCAGUUUUGUUUCUCCAUUUGGUAUAGCUGCCUAAAGUAUAUAAUACACUGAUUCAGCAAUUUCAGAAUUAUUGGUUUGGGAGUUGCCUGGUUUUAAUUCCUUUCAAUACUGACCUGAUGUUUCCCAUUUUUCUGUACUGAGAUAUUUCUGAAACUAGAUCAUGCCUGUGCUUUGACCAAAGUAAUUAUUUGUUAAAUCAUGAGACAUGCUGUUUGUGUCAUCCAUCCUUGUUCUAAAACCUUUCACCAAAAAUAAAGCAUGCCAUAUUAUUAUAAGAAAUUAUCCCAUACUUGUGAAACUCUUCUACCUGUGCUGACUUUUAUAGUAAAAUAAGAAAUUGGCAUUUGAGACAUUAUUGUCAACAAUAUUCUAUGUUAACCAAUAUAAUUCUAAAAUCCCCCAUUAAAAUAUUACAUUAUAAGAAGAAUCGAGAGAAAUAGAAACAGAUGAAAAAAAAUGAAAUGUGUUGAUUUAGGCCAGCUUCCCCAACUUGAUGUUUUUUAAGUGUUUUAGAACUAUAAAUUCCAAAAUACUUAGCUAUCAUGUUGAGAUUUUCAGUUCUGGGAUUUGUAGUUCCAACACAUCUUAAAGGACACCAGAUAGGUAGUGCCUUCAAUCAUUUGAACAGCUCUAGAGUACUCUAGAGUAGUUUCUAAAUUUGUUCCUAUCAAAGAGGAUAAUCUAAGAACCUCUUUCUUCAAGCAAAUGUGAACUUGGAAAGGUAAUGGAUCCAAUUUGGUGCAGCUUUUGAGACAUGUCUUUUUUUCAGGAUGGGGGGGGGGGGAAACCAGUUUUCCCUGAAAUGUAUAUAGAUUCUACUAUAAAAACAAUCAGAAGAUGGUUCUUUAGUUCAACAUUUUACUACUGAUUUUACUUCAUUUUUCAUGGAGGAUUACAUACUCUGGAACAUUUUAGAUCUCAUUAUUUCUGUGCCAUAAAAUCCAAUGUUUCAUAAAUCAGUAUUGGGUAGUGUGUUUACUUUCUUCAUAGGUAUUCCAAAAAUUGAAUAUAAGUGUGGUAAAGCUGAUAUGACAUUUGUGUUACAAAUAAUUCAAAGUGAAGGACAUUGCUGAAGAAUAUACUAAAUUCAAUGUCUGAAGCACUUUGGGGUCAAUAAGAAAAAGACAGUUUUCCAGAUUAAGAGAAUCAUUUGAAACCAAUUCUGCUUAGUUAUGAAUAUAAUAUAAAAACAUAAGUUAGAUAAGUUGUUUUCAAUUAUAUUUCAACUAUAUUGAAAACAAGGAAAGAAAAAAAAUCUAGUUUUAGUACUUCUGACUCUCUAAUAUACUGUUUUCAUUGCAAGUGAAUAGCUCAACUCUUAAUUUUGGUUGAAAAUAACUCAUCUUGAUACCCAUCAAAAAUGAAAAUUGUCUGACUUCACAAUGUGAAGAACAUCUAACCUGGUUGUUAGAGAAUGUGACGUUUGCUAUAUUUCCCUCAUAUGUUUUGUUUGCCACUUACAUUUUUGUAUAUUUCCUUGCUCCCUCCCUCUGCUUGUUUGUUAGAUCAUCUGACUCUUAAAAUCAUAUGUAGUUGUAUUUGCUACUGGAAAUGUGAACUGGACUUGAAAAUGUAGCACGCAUAUAUUCUAAAUUAGAAUAUUUUAUUUUAAAUGAAAGCACUGAUAUUUUGAAAAUACUUUCAAUUAUUUAUCUUUUUAAAAAUAAUAGUGGCUUGAUUUUGAUUUACAUUUGAUUAAUUGUGCUUAAAUGGAGAAACAUAUUUUAAAAUAAUGUAUAGAUUUGGAUUUGGUCCUUAUCAAAGCAGUUAGUACACUUAUUUGCUUCCAACAAAGUUUGAUUUCCCAAAAUGGAUGAUCUGGAAGAGUUGGAUUUUCUGUACAUAUGUAUUUGUAUGUAUAGUGAAACCAUAAAUGAUAGGUAUUAUACUUUAAAUAUAAUUGUCUUGAAUCCAUUCAGAAGAAUUUUGUGUAAUAGAAUGAAAUGCUUUUAUCCAGUUCAAAAAUUAGGGGUGACUUUAAUAGAAUAGAGAAUUUUCUACUACAUCAAGAACUGAUUAAAGUAAGUUGAAUGUUCUCAAUUUUCUUUAUGGCUUUUUAGCUUAGAAAUACCUGAUUCUAAAUCUUGAUCAAAGCUUCUGUGUUAUUUUGAAAUCUUAACAUCUUCUACAUGUAACCUGUUGGAAGUGGUAGUGUAUUUUGUUUUGAUUUUUCCCCUCCUAAAAUCACUUACUUUACUAUAGAAAUGCAGUGUAGAGUGAUACAAACUAUAUACUGUACGUCCAAUCCCCCAAUUAGGUUCAAAGCUUUCUAUAAUAGAUGAAAUUGGUAUUGGGGAAAACAUGAAUGAGAUCAAUUGGUUUUGUUUUCAAUCUGUUUGAAAACAUAGUUCAUGUGCCUUAAAGUAUAAGUAUUGUAAAAAAUAUAUAAUGGAAGUCUAUUUUUCUUAAAAGUCCUUCAUAGUUAUGAAUCUCCAUAACCUUGAAGAUUAUUGAGAGCUAUAAUGUUAGCACUUAAUCAGUGAAGGAAAACCUUUUUGUUCAACUUAUCAACAUAUCCCUUUGAAUGACUAAAAAACAAAACAAAAAAAUGAUUUUGGUCUUUGUAGCCAUGAGUCCCACAGAACUUUAAAUAGCCAAGGGCAUUGUAUAUGAAUGGCUAGUUUGUUCUCUUUAGUGUUAAGAACGUAACACUAUAUUUAAAAUACACAUGGAGCAUUGUGUGUUUUUCUAUAUGUUUGCAUUGAAGCAUUUUAUUAAAGAAAUAAUUAAAUAAGGUUUAUCCCAAUAAUUUUGCUUUGUGGAUAAAAUGUAUAGCUCUCUAUAUUUGAAGCACAUCUUUUAAGUCUACAAACUUUGGAGAAAUACUCUAUUUGCAUCUUAAAUAUGUUUAUAUAUAUAUGCAUACCAAUAUAUGCGUGUAACAUUGAUAACUUUUCUGCCUAUUUUAUUUCACAUUGAAAGACUAGGCCUGUCUAGUAUAUCAUCAUAAUCAACCCAGAAGUUUUAGUUGUGGUUCUCAAAAACCAUUUUUUUUUCAAUAUGUUUGAGGAGAAAAUUACUAGAUACAUAUAACAGGAGAGUCACUAUAGUAGCUAUAUUUAAUUUUUUUUAAUAUAAAGGAAAAUACAGUUUUUAUCCUGUCUCUUCGUAUUAGAUUUUGGAGGCCCAAGGCGUGCUACCAAAAGGCCAAAUAUAACUCUUGGUCCCCAAAAAUAGUCCAGACCCACUGUACACAUGUAUGUGCCUCUUUCUCAAAUGUUGCACUGGAUAUGGGGAAGGCAUACACUAAGAAGAAUAGGAUUGGUAUGUUUGGUCUUCUCUCUACAUAUUUGGCUGAAUGCAGAGUUCAGUAUAUACAGCAUAAAGUAUACCUACUCCAGUAUUUAGAAUCAGGUUUUGUUCUCUUUGAAAUAGGUGCCAGACGUAAAACCCAAAUUUGUAUUCAUCCUAGAAUUCAAAAUUAUCAAGUUUGAGCACUAUAGUUUUCUUCUGACAUUGGGAGACAAAUUUCUCCUGGGCCAUUUUGUGAUCUCUAUGGAAUUUUGAAAAAAAAAUGCUAUGCAUAGUAAUUUAUCGUUUAACUUGUGGUUUUGGAAUUGGUGAGAGUGUUCCAAAUAAUAUUUUUGAAAAGAGAGUGCAUGAUGGUUGUAUAGGUAUAUGUAAAAGGGCCUUAAAAGUGCAGGUUUCAGCUAUAAAUUUGUACAUAUGUAGCCAUAUUGUGGCUGUAAUUCUGUCAAAAUGUACACAAAGCAAUCCAGCCACUUAAAAUUGCCCAUCCUCAAAGUAAUAUUUUUUUUUACUUCAAAUAAUGAAACUGCUUUAUUUUUGAAUGCUCUCAAAGCUACUAUCUUUUAACUGUAAAUGUAAUGUUAGUUUCUUUAUAUAGCUGUGGGAGAUGGAAUUCAUGUAAUAGAUCUUGCUGCUUUUAAAAACGGCCUGCUCCAUUACAGGUGAAAUUGGACAUGCACUGUGAGGCUAAUACUUGAAAGAAUGUGGCCUUAUUUUAUUUUAAUAACAUUAUGUUAUAUAGGAUGCUGACCCUUAUAUAUUUAUAUGACUGUCUUCCACCUGUUCUGUGUUAGAACAAUCCUCCCUCUAAUGAUAGACUGGCUUUUAAAAAUCCUUCUGGAAGAUGUUAUCUUUCACUGCACUCUGAACUUUUAAAGAUUGCUUCAUUUAAGAAUACAUUUUUGUACAUAUUUCACUAAUGGUUGCCCUCAUACUGAUGUUUAGAUAUAUGCUACUUAAUUUCCACUUCAAAUGCUAAUUGAUAGUCCUCCAAAUAUGCAUAUAGCUUUUUAAAAAAUGUUUGCUGAUGUUUUAUCCAUUAUAUGUUUAUAAUGUUUUAUCCCAUAGUAAGAUAUUUAGCCAAUUAAAAAUGUUGUUUUGCCAUACUCUCAGGUCUUGAUAUUUAAGAACUUAAGCCUCCUAGAAUAUUACUAAAACCUGCAAUUUGCAGCAGAAAUGCAGAUCUUUACCCAUGACAUCGCCGCUUUGAUCAAAGCAAUGGUUGAGCAUCUUUUUUAGGUUAGUCAUGGCACAUGUAGCAAAUUACUGUUGAAAUAUAAGAGUUACCUUGAUAAAAUGUGCAAGACUAUGAGGAAGUUGGAAUGAAUGACUUGAGAGCUACUGAACAGUUUUAAUUUACAGGGUCUUAGAAAGAAUGGAUUUAAGAGUAAAUUUGCACCAGAUCUGUGGAGAGAUUGUAGUUCUGUUGAUAACAGGAAACUGGCUUAAGUAAUGGUAACAUCAAAGCAGUUCUGGAAUAUCAAAUAUUAUUGGACACUGAAUGGGAUUAGACUUCUCUGUUGAUAUCUUUAUAGAAAGCAUAGCAUACAUUUUUUAUCAAAAGAGUAACUCCAAGUUGUACAAUAUUUGCUUUGAAGAAGAGUAUUUUAGAAAACAAGAUGUGGUUUGUGUCUGUAUAUAGAUAUACACAUUAUAUGCAAAUCUGUGGGUUUCCUUAAUAUGUAAAGGACAAAUGAAAGCCUAUUUUCUUAUACUUUGAAUAAAAUGGUGUGUGUAUAACCAGCACUGACUGAAUGGCAUAUAUAUUGCGAACACAAUUGCAUUUUUUGUGAAAUAAAAAUAAAACUGUUUAAAUAUUA